AUAUUGCGAAAAUAUUGUAAGUUGUGGUUCAUAAGGACUACAACAGGACUACAACAGGGCUACAAAUUUGCCAAUGUUGAUGAGGAAAAAAAAAUGUUGCUUGUAAAAAAAAUCCGAUGCCAAGCCAGACCAGAGUGUAAAACAUACCCAAUUUCAGACCAAAAUGGUCAAAAUCUAAGCCCUUUUUAAGUCCAAAACCGCGCAAAAACCAACUGCAACAAAGUACCCCCGGUUCCCCCGGGGUAGAAUGUACAAGUUCACGUUUCGCGCAAUAGCGCGGUCGCCUGGGGUCAAGGGUAACCUUCCUCGGACCAUUAUGGCGGCGGAUUGUGAUGAACUUUGCGGAGACAUCCGAAGGCCUUUGGACCUUAAGAAAUGCAGUAGAGGCUGGGAAACUCAGAGAGAAUGCUCCUACUGGAUCCCAGAGGCAGAUAUAGUCGGCGAAGUACCGAAAGACCUUCGUGGGACACUGUUUCGAAAUGGCCCAGGGAUUCGUGAAGUUUACGGUACACGACUAAAACAUCCAAUUGAUGGGGAUGGAAUGCUUUGUGCUGUAACAUUCCAAGAUGGACAUGUACACUUCCAGUCCAAGUUUGUUAAUAGUGAACAUCGGCAAGAAGAAGCUGCCAAGCAAAAGUUCUUGUACCAUGGCCAAAUGGGGACAAAACCUUCCUAUUCAAUGAUGAAAUCUCUUGGAACUCUUCUCACCACUUGGAAAGUUCCACCAAUAAAGUUUCGUAAUCCCUCCAAUACUAACUCAUUCUACUGGGGUGGAAAGGUAUUGACAUGUUAUGAGACAGGAGUACCGUAUUGUUUGGAUCCAUACACACUAGAGACACUUGGUCCAGAGUAUCUGAAUGGUCACUUAAACCUGGGAUGCUUUGCUGCACAUUUCAGGAUUGAUUCUGAAAGAAAGCGACUCGUGUGUAUAAGUAUGCGCCCAGGAUUUGCACAGAGAUCUCCCAGCCUAACAGUAUAUGAAUUUGACCCAUCAUGGAAUUUGUGUCAAAAGCAAAUCCAUCAUAUUGAAGGUUUGAAUUAUGCGCACGACUUUGUCCUGUUACCUGACUACUAUGUGUUCCACAUGACGCCAUUUGUCAAGGGAUCCUGGUGGAUAACCACAAAGAUCUUGUUAGGGUGGAGUUCACCAGGAGAUGAGAUGAGGUAUUACCCAGAGCUGCCUUCACGCUUUGUUAUCAUACCGCGCCAUACAAGUGGUGAUAGUGCAGGGGUGAUGUUUGUGGACACAGAUCCCUGUCAUAUCUUCCAUUUUGGCACAGCCCAGCAGGUUGGCAACAAGAUCGAAUUCUCCGCUGUGUGUCUGGACACCAAUUUUGACAUGACUUUCGACAGUGAGAUCUGGCUGAGUAACACCUCCGUGUCACCAGGCCUCGCUUACAGUUUCACCAUCGACUUGACCUCAAAGCGUUGUUCUCGAACACAAAUCGAUCGCGCCAGCGUGGAGUUCCCGUCCACGCACCCUUACAGACACGGAAUACGUGGGACGCGUUAUAACUACUUCAUGGCAUGCGAUAGACCUGGGUUUAACCUUCCUUACCGGGACGUGGUUAAGUUAGACGCUGAAAACGGUCAUCGUCAAGUCUGGUACUCUCACGGCUGCCUUGGCGAACCUGUCUUCGUGCCCCGACAGGGUUACGAGUCCUGGCGAGAAGGCGACGAAGAUGAUGGAUACGUCAUCGUUCAGGUGUAUAUCCCGGAGAGGCACGUGACCGAGUUCUGUGUGUUGGACGCUAAGGAUGUCGGGAAGGGACCUUUAGCGAGGAUCAAACUGAAGCACCACGUGCCUUAUGGUUUCCAUGGCACCUUUACUCCUGAGGUCUUCACUCAUAGGCCUAGGCUGGUUUCAAAGUUGUAAUAAAGGAGCUUGAAGUUCUGGAAGAGCCGUCGUUUUCGACAGCAUAAAAAAACUAAGGGCCACAUAAGUUAAAAUAUUUAAUUCGCUUGAGCUUUUUGACGAAAUUUCUUUGCCAUUUCUGUUUGCAUAUGAUGGAUGUAACUUUAUUUGAGUCUAUGAAUGAUUUGACCAUUUUGGCUGAAGAAGGUUGGGCACGUAAUAGAACGUUUUCGUAUGACGUCUUGGCAGCCAUGUUGGUGUGUGAAGAUCUCCUACUGUUUGGGAGCACCAAUGUUGUCAAAGAGAAAACUAUUCUUGCGAAAACUGACCAGAGAAAGUAACAUGAUUUCAGUUGUUUUAAGUGUUACAAGUUUGAGAAAAUUUAGAAGUGGGGUGGGGUGGUGGAUAGAGGGCCAAAUAAAAAGUACCCUACAAUUGGGUGAAGGGCUUCGGAGGGAAUUAAACAGUGUUUUUUCCUGAGUUAUGCACCACAAUUUUUGCUUUCUGUUCACGGAUCGCUUAUAGUUUGUAUGAGGUUAUUUAAAUUCGAUUGUGACUACAGUUGACAAAAUUAAAAAUAACUUGCCUUUUGAA
Messenger RNA from Orbicella faveolata, 2449 nucleotides. RefSeq lists its product as uncharacterized. NCBI's taxonomy places the organism in Eukaryota, Metazoa, Cnidaria, Anthozoa, Scleractinia, Merulinidae. Gene Ontology annotation, molecular function: carotenoid dioxygenase activity. Gene Ontology annotation, biological process: carotene catabolic process. The record is from RefSeq and is a predicted model, not a curated record.